GCCCAACAGUACGGGCGCCAAACUGUGAGUGAAACAGACCAUGGCUUGGAGUGCUUCGGCUUUACUCAUCACAAUACCUGUCAAUAUCUAAAAUUAUAUAUAACAAUCUGAUGAGGAUAUAAAGUGUCAAUCAUGGAUGAUGAAUUCAAACUUUGAAAAAGAUGGAGCCGAUGGAUAAAGCAUGAACAUUUUAGAGGAUUCUUUGGAUCUGUGUCUUAAGUUGUGUCUGGAGUCACCUGUGAUAUAUCGGCUUCCCAAAGGAAUCAAUGCAUCUGGACCCCAAUCCGCACUAUGAGUGUCCAACAGGCUGGCUUGAUUUCCCUGGGGCUUUUGGUCAUGUUGCAACACUGCGCAUGUGUCUGUAAUGUGACCUGCUCCACGGACUUCAUAGCCCGGUUAAACUGCUCCUGUUCAGCUCCUGGGCCCGUGGUACCCUGCAGGGUGGAGGCAGAAUGCUGGGAUACCGUGGAUUAUGUGAAUGGAAGCUGUGAAAUCAGUCCUCCGCAAACAUGGUGCCAAAUGGAACCCGAAGAUUUCGGUGACAUCAUUUCCAUUGGCAUCAAUUGCAUAGCAAGAGUGAAGUACCCCAAUGAGGAGAAAAAUGAGCGGGAAGACUACACACAUAUGAAACUGUACCAGCACAUCAGGCUACUGCCCCCCCUGAACAUGCAGCUGGCGGAAGACAGCGGGGUCUACAACUUCUCCUGGGAAAUGGCCUACACAGAGGAGGAGAACUAUUACCUGAUUCCCUACCUGAUGUACAGGGUUCGAAUACGAAAAGUAGAGGAACCGCUGAAGGAACCCGAGCUUUUCCUCGUGAAGGGCAACAGCCGGUUCCUCGCGGUUCCGCGGGGCCGCCUGCCGCCGGGGGCGGAGUACGCGGCGGACGUCCAGGCCACCGUGGACCCCGCCGUGUUCCAGGCCCAGUGGAGCGACUGGGGACCCGCCGUGACGUGGAAGAUCAAGAGUCAGGAUUAUAAAGGCAUGGAGCUUUACAUCAUCCUGCCGCUGGUUUCUCUGCUUUGGGUCUUCCUGUAUUGCUGCAGAAAAGUAGGAUGGCUGAAGAUGUGCUCGUGGCAGUACAUUCCCAGCCCAGAGGACUUCUUUAAACCACUUUACCACACGCAUCAGGGGGACUUCAAGAAUUGGGUUGGCCCAACAUUCACCCUCUGUGAGUUUGACUUUGUGGUGAACAGCCUGCCUGUCCAGGUGCUGGACAGGAAGCAGACGGGGGUCCUGGAGGGUCUGUGCGAGGGCGGCAAUGAGGUCGGCGUGGAAAGCGGGCGACCGGAAGCCGGCUCCUCCCUCGACCCCUCCUACAGCCUCGCCCACUCUGCCGGACACGUCUCCAUCCACACGGUGGUCGUGUCAGAGGACGACAGCCACUGCACCGGGGGGUCCCUGGGCCCGUACGGGGACUCCCAGAACUCCCUGGUCUACCGCGGGGGUGGCCUGGGAGACGAGGAGGGUCCGUUGGACGCGGAGACCGAAGGGGAAUGGGCGGGUUCGGGGGCGGCCAUGGAACGGGACGCCCUGUCAGGCCUGCCCGCCAUCCCGAUCCCGAGGGCCUACGGGAUGGAGUGGCGGCCGGUCGUCGGGGAUGACGAGCAGGAGCGGAUCUCUCUGGACUCCUUCGGCUCGGUCGAGCGCUCGGAGGACGGUUACCCAGCCGUGCAGCUGGACCUGGACACCAUCGACAGCGGGUUCCAGGAGCCGGACUGCAGCAGCCCUGUCGGGUCGGAAUUCAGCGGGGCGGAGCCGAGGGAGGGCGGGGCAGGCGACUCCCACACCAACUACAUCAAACAAUGGGUGGCCUUCACCUCAGCGGUGGGGGAGACAGGGGGGCGCCACUGACUGAGGGUGCUCCUUGUACAGCAGAGACAUGGGGUGACCCCAACCCACCCCCCAGUCUGACCAUCGAACCUAGUCUGGACUCCCGUUGCUUGGGUACAUGGUCACAUGGGGCCUCAUUUAUAAAAAUGUUCUUAGAUUUAUACUUGAACUUAGUCUUAAGAUCAUUUCCGACGGUGUGCUUACGUUCGAUUCAUAAAAGAUACUGAGGAUAAAAAACCUUGCUUACGUAGGUUCUAAGAAGCCCAUUUGUAACUUACGCACCAGUGAUCUAUAGAUCUCAAAUUAACUUAAAAUUGACGGCACCUGAACGUGCCUUACAAUCAGCGAUUUCCCCUUAUAUAAUGCUAACACAAAUGAGGGUUUCAUCAGGAAUGACCAUGGAGCAAAAGAGAAAAGCAAACUUUUUGGAAGACAAGAUCACGGCAAUGGUAGAGGAGAUUGAAGACAGGCAACACAUAUUAUUCUGACCUUAAACUGCAAGGGUGGGAAAAAAAUAGCCAUACAUAACCAGCAGGAAAAUCACUUACGUCAAGGCUAAACUUUGCGUACAGAUAAGAUCAUUUCCAUGUCAAAACAAGGUUUUAUAAAUAACUACGUAUACGUGGGUUUCUGCGUAAAUCCAAAAUUGAUCGUAAGUCCGUUUUAUAAAUGAGGCCCCAGGACUCUAAAAGUCAGGGUUGCAACAUAAUUCAGAGACAUUUUAUGUUGCCCUGCCUUGCUUUUGUUCCUGGAUGAUGAUUCCCUGACUUGUGUUUCACGCAGUUCUGCAAACCAGCUGCAUAGGGUGACUGUAUUUUUUAAUUCUGAUAUAUUUUCACACUGUCCCACUCCUGAAUGAGUAAUCCUUAAUUAAGUCUUGAAAUUGGUCUCGAUGCAGUAAGAAUCUCCUCUCUUUCCUCAAAUGUUCUCUAUCUGGAUGAGAAUGAAAGUAAAUGACCAUUUUGAUCCCAUUUUGAUCCCAAAAAAACAUAAAGCUGCAAGGUUUGCAUACUGCCCAUCACAUACUAAAAAAUGUGCAUAAAAAGUACACAGUAUGCUUCAUACAUGGUACGUAAUUUUAGCACACAGUAGUCAAGAGGCUGAUUUGGACAUAGCCUAAGGGUGUUUUCUAUGUGUGUCACCUCCUAUUUACAUCCCAGUGAAGUGGGAAAUCACGGAUGACUCAAAUGAACUUUAGAAUAUAAAUAACAACAUACUUCUAUUACAUUUAGUUCAUAAGAAUGAAUAAAGGUGCCAGUAAUUGUGACACACAGAUUUUUGAAUGCAGAGUUCUGGAUACAGUUUUUUUUUUUAUUGGAAUAAGUUUACCUCAAAGUUUAGAUUUCUUUCAAAUUUUGAGUGCAAGAUCAAGUUGAUAAACAACAGUGACCUUUUUAUGGCCUUUCUCCUUAUCUUAAGCAAAGGUCAGCACUAGUCCAGAGGGUUUUGUAUGUUUUCCAUUUACUGUAUAUGAUUCAUGAAGUAUAUAACUGAGAACCUCAAGGCAUUUGAAGUGUUAAUACUGUAAAUAAAUGUGAUAGCACAUCUGUCUGA
Anguilla rostrata (American eel) is the source of this 3387-nucleotide messenger RNA. RefSeq names its product interleukin-21 receptor-like. Gene Ontology annotation, biological process: cytokine-mediated signaling pathway. Gene Ontology annotation, molecular function: cytokine receptor activity; protein binding. The transcript has 10 exons. Lineage: Eukaryota; Metazoa; Chordata; Actinopteri; Anguilliformes; Anguillidae. The record is from RefSeq and is a predicted model, not a curated record. The coding region runs from base 292 to 1854 and encodes 520 amino acids. Gene Ontology annotation, cellular component: external side of plasma membrane.